AAUAAAGGUCGCUCCUCAUUGCUCAACUCCCGCAGGCCUCUUGCAUUCGUACUACCGACUCCUCCAUACCGCCAGCAGGGCACGCUGCCCUACAUUUAUCACUAUCCGCCCCGCACUGCGUUACCACCCUCGGAAUCUCUCAGUCCUCCUCUCGCAGACCCCUUUUGCCAUGUCGCAACGCCCAGGCGUCUGCUACAAGGACCUGGUGCCCAUCAUGGACAGUACUCAACCUGUUACAGACCCUGCGAAGAGGGAAGUGGCCACCACGGUGAGAGAUGAGCCAACGUUGAGCCACUCGCUUGCCAUGGGCAAAGACGACGAGGCGCCUACGACAGGCCUCGCACAACAGCAUCAUGGCAACGAAGUGGCCGAUCUGGGAUGGAACGCGCCGAAACCUGCGAUUCCUAGUCCGCUGGUAGGAGGCAUGGACAAUGAGGAAUUGUGGAUGUUGACGAGACGUUUCAACAAGCAAAUGUACCACGUUAAGGAGGUUCCGCAUCCGGUCCCUGGGAACCUCGACCUCAAUAUCGCAGAUGAGGAGGAAUUCUCCCCGGACAAGCUUAGGGCCAACAUAGAACGGCUGUACAUGACUGUGGGUAUCGGACUCAUGGGUGCAGUGAAGCAAAUUGCCCGUCUACGUUCAUGGAGAGAGACAAGGAGGACCACAUGGUUCUGCACUGUUUAUUUCAUUGCUUGGCUAUUAGACCUUCUGGUUCCCCUGUUUUCCGCGACAUUAAUAGCACUCAUCGCCUAUCCGCCAUCCAGAGACAUACUCUUUCCACCGGCUCCUAUUGCUUUGGUUGACUCAAGCACUGGCGGAGUUCAAAAACCCAAAUCUGGCGUUCUGGCCAGUACGGACAGUGCAACGGGUGCUCCUGAGAAUCACAAGGGUGAAGCGGUUGAACAGGAAGCCAGCAACUUUGUCAACGGCAUUGCAUCAGUUGCCUUAAGCAGCGCGACCGGGAAACACCCGCAAGGCGAGCCUGAUUCAGAGGAUGGCGCUCCUCAAGACGCUGCUCCAGACCCAACUGCUAUUGCUGUUGGGGCUGCUGAUGCAAAGGACGCGGCUUCUGGUUCUAAGGCAACGGCUAAGCAUGAUAAGACCAAGGUGCCCAUGGAGACAGCUAUGUGGACCAAAAUGAGACCAAUCAUGCAUGGUAUUGCAGACGUUUCUGACACGUGGGAGCGAUUUGCUAAUGCCCUCUCUCCGACGCCGCCCUUCCCUCGCGAUGCGUAUCGCCUCAGACUGGCCGGUGUCGUUGCCCCUAUUCUAUUGAUUUCCCUCUUCGUCUCAUCAUAUAUGUUUAUGAAAGGCGUAACAUUCGGUGCCGGUUUUGGUUUUUUCGGCGACCCGGUCAUCCAGCGUGGUCUUGUUUGGCUUAACCGCGAAUUUCCCAAUUGGCAAAAGCUUCUUGAAAUCCGAAACACUCUUCUCAAGGGCGUUCCUACCAAUGCUCAACUCACAAUAACCCUCCUUCGUAUUGGCGAGGCAAACAAGGCUCCCCUCCCGCCUCCCCCAAGGAUCAAUGAAGCACCUCCUGAGCAGCCUACAACAAUCACGGAUGAGCAUCUUCGUGCCACUGGCGCUGACUGGCCACUGAAUGCCACGAAGGAGGAGCUCGAUGAUGCCAUGGCCCACGACCCUACAGUAGCGCACGAGACUGGCGGCUCCGACAUCGAUGCUUCCAAGGAUUCCAAGCAUGGCAGAAAGGGAAGCAAGAUCAUCAACUUCUUCAAGGGCACGACCAAGGGUGUCGUGGAGACUGCCAUCGGCGCCGACAAGCUCAAAGCCAAGACUGGCAGCGAUAAGGCCAAGGACCGGCUGGGCGCAGUACCGCGGCCGGACGAAGACCUCACGAGCGGGCCCAUCGAGUUCAAAGCGCGCUACCAUGGUAACAAGGGACAUAUAUAUAUCACAGCGAAAGCGACAAUCCCAUGCGUGUCCUUCAGCACAGACAGUACGAUCGAGAAGAUGGGCACGCAAGAGCGUGAGGACCUGCACCCGGCGUGGAGUAUUCCGGUGUCAGACAUCAUGGAGCUGAAGAAGAUAGGCGGAUACGGCUGGAAGGCGAAGCUGAUUGUCGGCUGGGCGCUGAAUCGCGAGAUUGCUGACGGCUUGGAGAUUACGGAUCGUCGGGGCAGCACGUGGAAGAUCACGGCGUUGCCGUUGAGAGACGAGCUGUUCAACCGGCUGGUUGCUAUGGGUGGACAGAAGUGGGAGGCGUGGUAGAUGAGUGAGUGGUGGAUUUUGAUGGCGUGGGAGGAGAUGAUUAUGAGUUAUGAAGUUAUGGUUUCUUCAAUUGUCUUGAUAGAUUGAUGAGAUUUUGGUGAGAUCAGAUUGUGGGUUUUCUUCAUUCUUUACUCCUGUUCUUCCGUAAUAGUCGACGUGAUUGUUGUUCUUCAUACCUUUAGCAGAAGCGAGAGUGUGUCAUGUUUCCGAAC
Messenger RNA from Aplosporella prunicola CBS 121167, 2442 nucleotides. RefSeq lists its product as uncharacterized. The transcript is spliced from 5 exons. NCBI's taxonomy places the organism in Eukaryota, Fungi, Ascomycota, Dothideomycetes, Botryosphaeriales, Aplosporellaceae. The record is from RefSeq and is a predicted model, not a curated record. The coding region runs from base 170 to 2230 and encodes 686 amino acids.